Molecule: messenger RNA, 1040 nt
Organism: Nasonia vitripennis (jewel wasp)
Lineage: Eukaryota; Metazoa; Arthropoda; Insecta; Hymenoptera; Pteromalidae
Product: putative serine protease F56F10.1
Exons: 4
Coding region: 1-939 (312 amino acids)
Biological process (GO): proteolysis
Molecular function (GO): dipeptidyl-peptidase activity; serine-type exopeptidase activity
Source: RefSeq, a predicted model, not a curated record
AUGAAACUCCCUCCGAUCUUGUCCAUAGUUCUAACGCUCAGUAGUGGCAGCUUGGCCUGGUUCGGCUUUGGAAAACAAAGACUGGUGCAUCAUGAGCCGACUCGCAAUACCGAAGGUGACGCCUUCGAGGUGCAAUGGUUCUCUCAGAUGCUGGACCACUACGAUCCAGCGUCGACGAGGACGUGGAAGCAGGAUAGUCGUUUGAAAAUUGCACAUAACAACACGCUACGCGAAAAUUGGAAUCGACAGCAAAUUACUUCGCGAACGACCGAUUCUACAAAGAAGGUGGCUUGGAUCGCUGACGAUGCCAGUCUCGAGUCGUACCUGGCCAAGAAGUUUGGAGCUAAGAUCUUCUUCUUGGAGCAUCGCUUUUACGGAAAGAGUCAACCUACUUACCGAUACCGCCUACUUCAUCGAGGGGAUGCAACGAUCCCACAAUAUACCCCGAUCGACCAAGUGGAUCCUCUUUGGCGCCUCGUACGCCGGUUCCCUGGUAUCCUGGAUGCGCGCCAAGUAUCCCCAUCUGGUUUACGGAGCUGUGCACCCUUAUUCGCGGAAAUUGACUUCAAAGACUUUUACAUCGUCGUGGAGAACUCGGCGAGGAAACACUCGCCGAAUUGCGUCGCUGUUUUGAGUCAGGCUUACAAGAGCCUUCACUCGAUGCUUGCCGAUAAGGCCAGUUGGGAGGAAUUGGAGAACAUGUUCAACGUCUGUGGCAGUUAUUUUGAAGAGAACACCAUGAUAAACGACAUAUUUAACUUUUACGAAGGAAUCAUCGAUAUCGUCACUGAAGUGGUCUUCAACAACGACACUUACAGUCUGACGAUCGAGAAAGCUCGUAGCGUUCUUGAAGACGAGGAAAAGGGCGAGCCUUUGACCAGGCUAGCUCAGAUCAAUGAAUUGCUAUUGAAAAGUACAACGCUACCAUUAAUCAGCUGAAGCAAAAUUCAUGGCCAGACAACGACCAGUGGGGUACACCGUACCGUAGAUGUUUAUCAAACUGUUUUAAGUACUGAUCUAUUUACCGAGAUAUGACGGGC